UUUCCAAACGGUAUGAACACUGCCUUUCGCGCCCAGCGGAGGAGCUCUAACUGGCACAAACUUGCUUGUUAGCGAGCAAGUGGAGGUUGAAGACGAGCAUUAUGGGAAUUGUAGUUUAUCGACGUUUUUAGCAACCGGCUAACUACCAACUUCUCAACGGCUGGUUGUUCCUCACUACUGUCGCCUACAACUUCAGAAUGCAGAACGGGCUGUGGAUAGAUGGCGGAGAGCAAUGACUGAGGAGUUUGAUGAAGAUGUGGUAUUUGAGAACUCCCCUCUUUUCCAGUACCUGCAUGAUUUAGGGCACACAGACUUCGAGGCAUGUCCAACAGCAUCACUGGACGAUGAAUAUGGCGAACAAGAGGGAGACCUCACCACUCCUGACAAAGAUCCACGGAAAACUUCUGGAGGACGCUUCUGGAGACUGGCUGAAGCGUUGUGGAGAUGGAGUCCGAUUCACCAGGCGGCUGCAUCUCAUAAGCUGGGCCAGCAGCUGGACCGUGUCUUUGGCCAGUACUCUGUGAAGUGCAUUCUGGACCAAGACGUGCUACUGCAGGAGGAUGUGGAGCUGAUCGAGCUAUUAGACCCGAGUCUGCUCACCCUCGGCUCGUCCGUCUCUGGCUCAUCCAGCCGAUCGAGCACCCUGCCCAGACCAAGCCUCAUAGCCAAGCCCUCCCUAUGGGACAUGACGGGGCUGCUCGGCCUGGCUGCAGUGCUAGUGGGUCUCUGCUCUGAGGGCCUGUGGUCUUUGGCGGCAGCGCCGUGGGGCCUGGCUCUGCUGGGCUGGCUUGGACUGAGGGGAGUCAUGCUGUGGAGGAGGGGCCGCAUGCAGAGAGCCGUCCACACACAGGCCACGCAGAUCCAGACUCUGGUCCACAACAGCAAGACUCUGACCGGGCUGUCUCGUAAAGCUCUGCGCCUGGUGCAGGAGACGGAGGUCAUCUCCAGAGGGUUCACCCUUUUGCUCGACAGGGUGAGUGCGGCCAACUCCUUUAGCAGGGCGGGGCCGGGGGCGGUGCCACGAGGCCAGCAGCUGAUCGGACUGAGGAAGGCCCUGUACCGGGCGCUCCGGACGGCCUUCAGAGCGUCUCGUAGAGCCACCUGUCACAUGCUCAAGGCGUUCCCUCUGAACUCUGAGAUCGAUAACGUGACCAACUAUGUGUCUGCGGUGCCUCUGAAGGAACUGGGACUCGGCCUGGGGAUCGAACACCUGGGUGACGAGCAGGCUCAGGAGCUGACCGAUGACUACAGCCUGCCUGCCCUGAAGGUGCUGUUCCAGCUGUGGGUGGGACAAAGCUCUGAAUGUUUCCGUCGACUUGCUCUUCUCCUGUCACACCGAAGAACAGAAGAGCCAGAAGAGGGCGAACCCAGCGAAGACACCACCCCACCUCCUCCCCCGCUGCACCGCUCCAUCGCCGCUGUGACCGAGCCCCUCCACCACGCUCUGGGCAGCUGCCUCUGCGAAGUGCAGCGCAGCUACGACUUCCACCGACACUUUGAGACCCAUGCUAGGACGACAGGCUCUGACAGGACGGGGAGAGCGAGGGAGAAAUGCCGAGAGCUCAACACCCUGCACACCUCUAUCCGAAGCCUGCAGCUGCACCUCAAGGCCCUGCUCAGCGAGAUGAUCAUCCUGGAGGACGACCUGGAGAAGCUGAUGGUGUCCAAGGAACCGGCGGAGUUGACAUUCGAGGGCUACCAGGACCUCAGUGACCGCUUGCACCAGCUGCAGCCUCACAUGCAGGCCAGCACCGGCUGCUGGGAGGACACCAUCUGCCAGGUGGAGCGCAUGCUGAGACGGGCCAACGCCUGUCCAGGUUAUGCUGAGGGUCCGGAGCAGUGUGGUACUCCUGAAACCGAGAUUCCUGCUCCUCCUCCAUCCUACCCGUUGAUCUUGGACAGAGACCCUGUGCCAGAAGAGCAGGAGUGGGAGGCCUACGUGUCUGACUCAGAAUCCGACGGUGAAGGCAGAGGGUCUUGGUCUGACAUCUUGUCACCGGAGGAACGGGAGCGGCAGCGCCGGGAGAGGGAGGAGUCCCGUCGCGUCCUGUCGGAGCUCAAAGCCGUGCUGGGCUUCCGUGCGUCAGAGGGGGAGAGGAUGAAGAGGAAGCAGCUGCUUUUCAACGACCAAGCUGCUGUGACACCUUCAGCUCCCAGUGAGAGUUUGGAUCCUGCCACAAACCCGUCAGACGCUCCGACUUCUCUGGGAUCUAUAGAAAGUGGCGUCAAAGAAGGAAACCACUUUCCAGAGUGCUCGGCAGGAAACAAAGGGGAGGAAGGGGAAGGAAAAGAUGGCCGGGUGAGGCCUGAUCCCUUCGCAGAGCCGGUGACGGAGUUCAGCUGUGGUUUGGAGGAGAAGGAAGGGGAUUUGGGAGGAACGUCGGUGUGUACCAGAGGAGGAGGCGGAGCGGCUGAGCUCCACCAGUACGACGGUGUCCUGGAGGAGGGCCAGAACGGUCUGGACUGCUUCUUAAAGCCUAAAGUCCCUGCCGUCACUGUGAUGGACAGACUGACGGAGCUCCACGGCCCAGAGGCUCUCAGCUUCAGCUCCGCCCUCGCCGCUCAGGUGGCGGCACGCUCGCACUCGCUCAUCGCCAUGGAGGAGCAGACGUUUGGCGAUGAUGAUGAGGAGGAGGACGAAGAGGAGGGCGACUGUCAAACCCUUGAAAAGGACUUGAAUUAAAAAACCCGCUGCUUUAACCUAGCACUGAGCAGAGACUGUAU
Etheostoma cragini (Arkansas darter) is the source of this 2724-nucleotide messenger RNA. RefSeq names its product vezatin, adherens junctions transmembrane protein (gene vezt). Bases 233 to 2683 code for a protein of 816 amino acids. Lineage: Eukaryota; Metazoa; Chordata; Actinopteri; Perciformes; Percidae. Gene Ontology annotation, cellular component: plasma membrane. Gene Ontology annotation, molecular function: myosin binding. The record is from RefSeq and is a predicted model, not a curated record. Gene Ontology annotation, biological process: cell-cell adhesion. The transcript has 12 exons.